GUAACAGUAGUAGUCAUCGUCAUUGUUGCCGCUGCUCUCCUUCCCCACUCAAUCCUAACCCCUUGAAUAGGACUGCAUUGCACUGUACUGUACUGCACAACACUCGACUACCAACAGUCCACCGUAAAAUCCCCACACCAUCAUCAUGUCCGCCGAAAAGGAAUACAUACUCGACGAAAUCUCUCAGCACACGACGACAGAGUCUUGUUGGCUCAUCAUCGGCAAUGCUUCCAAUGGUGGUCCCAAGGUCUACGACGUCACCAAGUACCUGGACGAUCAUCCCGGUGGUGCCGAAGUCAUGCUAGACGUGGCCGGACAAGACGCCGAUGAGUUUUUUGAAGACAUUGGCCACUCCAAGGAGGCCCGCGCCGAACUCAAGAAUUACCUCGUCGGCAAUUUCAAAAUCGACGCCGCCACUCUCGCGAAAAUGAAGGCCGACGCCGAAGCCAAGGCCCAACAAAAAAAUUCCGGUACGGGAAUCAUGCUCAUUGUACUCAUGGCGCUCUUUGCCAUUGCCUACGGAUACUACCAAACGCAAAUGAAGUAACUAUACAAAAGGGUUCCG
This is a messenger RNA of Phaeodactylum tricornutum CCAP 1055/1, 565 nucleotides long. RefSeq lists its product with no specific name. The coding region runs from base 146 to 547 and encodes 133 amino acids. Gene Ontology annotation, molecular function: heme binding. The record is from RefSeq and is a predicted model, not a curated record. Gene Ontology annotation, cellular component: membrane; intracellular membrane-bounded organelle. NCBI's taxonomy places the organism in Eukaryota, Bacillariophyta, Bacillariophyceae, Surirellales, Neidiaceae. The transcript has 2 exons.